Molecule: messenger RNA, 690 nt
Organism: Rangifer tarandus platyrhynchus (Svalbard reindeer)
Lineage: Eukaryota; Metazoa; Chordata; Mammalia; Artiodactyla; Cervidae
Source: the annotation of a GenBank genome assembly
AUGAGACUAAAUAUCGCCAUCUUCUUUGGGGCUCUCUUUGGUGCUCUGGGGGUUUUACUCUUUCUGGUGGCUUUUGGAUCAGAUUACUGGCUUCUCGCGACUGAAGUGGGAAAGUGUUCAGGUGAACAAAAUAUAGAAAACGUCACUUUCCACCAUGAAGGAUUCUUCUGGAGAUGUUGGUUUAAUGGGAUCGUGGGAGAGAAUGAUUCCAAUAUCUGGCAGUUCUGGUACACCAAUCAGCCCCCAUGGAAGAACUGCACCCACGCUUACCUGUCGCCAUACCCCUUCCUGAGAGGCGAGCACAACUCCACCUCCUAUGACUCUGCAGUGAUUUACCGUGGCUUCUGGGCGGUCCUGAUGCUGCUGGGGGUGGUCGCCGUGGUGACUGCAAGCUUUCUGAUCAUCUGCGCAGCUCCCUUCGCCAGCCACCUUCUCUACAAAGCCGGGGGAGGCGCCUACCUCGCCGCAGGCGUCCUGUUUUCCCUGGUGGUGAUGCUGUAUGUCAUCUGGGUCCAGGCGGUGGCUGACAUGGAAAGCUACAGACGCAUGAGAAUGAGAGACUGCUUGGACUUCAGCCCCUCUGUGCUGUAUGGCUGGGCCUUUUUCCUGGCCCCGGCGGGGAUUUUUUUCUCCCUGCUGGCUGGGUUACUGUUUCUGCUUGUUGGACGGCACAUUCAGAUACAUCACUAG